Molecule: messenger RNA, 710 nt
Organism: Mytilinidion resinicola
Lineage: Eukaryota; Fungi; Ascomycota; Dothideomycetes; Mytilinidiales; Mytilinidiaceae
Exons: 2
Coding region: 207-710 (167 amino acids)
Source: RefSeq, a predicted model, not a curated record
CGCGAUCGGACGAGCCGGCAAAGUUGUUACGACACGUGCGGGUCUACCCACCCAUCGAGAAAAGUCUGCUAGGAGAAGAGUCUAGCGUUGCAUAGCUCUCUAUCAACUUCCUCAGCCUCGCUGGUAUCGGGUCGCAUGCUGCGGUGUACCGCGCGCCGCUGGUGCUUCAGGAGCGGAACGCGGGGCCGAGUGCUGCGGUGACGGUGAUGGCAAAGCUGGGGUAUGUGAAUCAUCCGGAAUCGGACGGCGACGAGGAGAAAGGGGAUGGCACCGAGCAUGGUAGUGACAACGAAGAUACCGGGCAGGACUCCGACUGGGAGGAUGCUUGUGAGAUGUUGAGGGAUGAAGCAAAGACUUAUACAAAGCUGAUGAAGGGGAUGUCUCGCACAUUGAUGGGGGGCAUGAAGAAAGUGAAGCGCAAGAGCCGGAAGAAUAGAAAUAAAGAGAAGGGAGGGAGUCGUGAAGAGAAGCUGGGGCGGAUUGAGCCUAUUGUGCCGAGGUUCUAUGGGUACUAUGAGUGGGAAGGCAACGCGGUCUCCGAGGAAUUGGAGAAAGCUAGCAGAAAGGAGCUGCCUGAUUUAGGAAAGGAGCAGAAGUGUGGAAUUCUGCUUAUGGAGAAUUGUCAUCUUUUUCCGUUCCCUUGCGUGCUCUUCUUCCCUGGUCUUCGUGUUUACCGUGUUAGUAACGGUAUCGGCAAGCUCUACGACUGA